This is a messenger RNA of Calliphora vicina (urban bluebottle blowfly), 2486 nucleotides long. RefSeq names its product Poly(ADP-ribose) glycohydrolase (gene Parg). NCBI's taxonomy places the organism in Eukaryota, Metazoa, Arthropoda, Insecta, Diptera, Calliphoridae. Gene Ontology annotation, cellular component: nucleus; cytoplasm. The transcript has 3 exons. The record is from RefSeq and is a predicted model, not a curated record. Gene Ontology annotation, molecular function: poly(ADP-ribose) glycohydrolase activity. Gene Ontology annotation, biological process: carbohydrate metabolic process; nucleotide-sugar metabolic process; regulation of DNA repair. The coding region runs from base 190 to 2322 and encodes 710 amino acids.
AAAUUUAUUUUUUUUAUAGAAAUUGAUGAAACAUCAGUUUAACUUUAAUAAAAACAUUAGAAAUUUUCUAUUUUAUUUAAAGUUGAGUAAAUAUAAAUAGCAAAAAUUUUGCUUAAAUUUCAACAAACACUAUUGGCAUCUGCAUUGAGUUGCAGACGUAUAACAGUGGCCACCGUGAAGUGUGGAAGAAUGUUGGGCGAUGGCGAGGAGGAUACUCGAAAUGGAGAAAUAUUAGAAGAAGAAAUGCCUGAAGUGAAUUGGCGUGGCUGUUCGAUGGCGGAGAUUUAUCGCAACCUAAAUCCAUUUGAAUUGGAUCAUUUGCCUGCUGUUAAACCGUCUGAGUCUCAUACAGUUUUACAUCAUUAUCCCAUACGUAAUGAUGAGACUGAACCACCUAAACCUUUGAAGUGUCAUCCCAAAUGGGAUGCUUUGCAUGUAAGACUGCCCUGUUCAUCAAAGUCCCAGUAUCCUGUGGUGCAAGAAGAUGGUUCCUCCACCAUUGAAAAUCGUUGGGAAAUGAUCGAAAAAGCUUUACUUAGACCCAUACAAAAUUCUCAUGACCUACAGGCGGCCAUAUUGUCGUAUAACACCAAAUAUGAGGGCCAGUGGAAUUUUCGAGCUUUACAUAAACUUUUCGGCGAAGAGUAUGAUGAGGAUGAAUCGAAAAUAUUCUUUGAUAAUUUAUUGCCGCGUAUAAUACGCUUAGCCUUAAGGCUGCCAGAGUUGGUGCAGGCACCAAUUCCUUUGCUUAAGCAGGGCAAGUGUCAUGCCGUCACCUUGACACAGGAACAAAUCUCUUGUCUUUUGGCCAAUGCCUUCCUGUGCACAUAUCCAAGACGUAAUACUUUAAAGAAAAAGUCUGAGUACAGUACAUUUCCAGAUAUUAACUUCAAUCGAUUGUUUCAAUCGUCUGGGGCGGCUGUUAUGGAGAAAAUUAAAUGUAUUUGCCACUACUUUCGUAGAGUUUGUCCGCUGGAGGAUGAUCGCAGCAAUGUGCCCACCGGAUGUGUAACCUUUGAGAGACGCUAUAUGCAUCAUAAUGAUAUACCAAAUUGGUCGGAAUCUAAUAUACCAUUGGGUAUAACACCUCUUCACAUAACCUCCGAUGGCACAAUAGAGGACGAAGGUUUGGGACUGCUGCAAGUAGACUUUGCCAAUAAAUACUUGGGCGGCGGUGUUUUGGGUAGUGGUUGUGUCCAGGAGGAGAUACGUUUUGUUAUUUGCCCGGAAUUAAUUGUUUCAAAACUAUUCACCGAGGUUUUAAGACCAACAGAGGCCCUACUCAUGGUGGGAUGUGAACGUUAUAGUAAUUACACGGGUUAUGCUAAUUCCUUUCAGUGGGCUGGUAAUCAUGAAGACAAUACACCCCGUGACUCUUCAAGACGACUCAUGUGUCACAUAGUGGCCAUUGAUGCUUUGCACUUUCAAGAUUCUGCCCAUCAGUAUCAUGAGGAACUAAUGCUGCGCGAAUUGAACAAAGCUUAUGUAGGCUUCUCCACCUCUCUCACUACCUUAGCGCCUGGCGUGGCUUCUGGCAACUGGGGCUGUGGUGCUUUUGGUGGUGAAGCUACUCUCAAGGCUUUGUUGCAGUUAAUGGCCUGUACAGUUACCACACGGCCCCUUGUAUAUUUCACUUUCGGCAAUGAGGAAUUGCGUGACCAAGUCCAUAAAAUGCAUACCUUCUUUAUUGAGAACAACGUUUUGGUCAAAGAUCUAUGGUCGGUUUUGAGAAAAUUCUACGCUCGCAAAUUGGCCGCCAAGGAACUGUACACAUUUUUGUAUAACGAAUUGGAAAAAAUAAAGCGCAGUCAGCGGGAACAACCUAUCAGAAACGAAGCGAACCAACCGAAUAAUGAUGUCGAAAAGGUUGACAUGAAAACCACAACAUUGAAUAGUAUGUCCAUUACCCCACGACCAUCCAAAAAUCGGUCGCCCCCCUCAAACGCCAAACGCAGUCUCGAGGUAAGUCAGGAUAUAUUUGCUUCCACGUCACCAGAAUGUGAAAAUUCCCAAACGUCAACGACACCACCCCCAGCAACUAUAGAUCUGUCCAUAUCCGAUGAUAGUGAGACGGACGAAUUGAUGCUGAUGGUGGCAUCUCAAGAAGCAUGUGUUAUUAAUAAAUCCACACCGAAAAAAGUACUUGAUAAAAAAGUGGACAAAAUAUCACCCCCAAAUGGCGGCUCACCAGCAAAAACAAUUGCAAAACCCCGACAACGUACACUCCUAGAAAUGUUGGAUCAAUCAUAUAAUCAAGCCGGUCCAGCCACAAAGAAAUAUUGUGCUAGUAGUAAAUCACCUAAAGAAUCCAAAAAGAACUAAAACUCAAUAUUUUUAUUUUUUUUUUUUUUUUUUUUAAAUUAAGGUCCAUAACAAAAUUUUAAUAUAACAUAAUUGUAUGCAUACAUAUAUUUUGUUUCUCUUUUUGUUUGUUAGUGAAAAAAAACGUAAAUAAAUAAUUUUAUCUUAUUAUAAAUGAUAAAGAA